Messenger RNA from Cicer arietinum (chickpea), 805 nucleotides. Its product is annotated as lachrymatory-factor synthase-like. The record is from RefSeq and is a predicted model, not a curated record. NCBI's taxonomy places the organism in Eukaryota, Viridiplantae, Streptophyta, Magnoliopsida, Fabales, Fabaceae.
AAGUUAGUAUCUAUAUAUUAUAUAUAAGACUACUUUCAUAACAUAUACAUAUCAAUAUUAAUCCUCAAUUGUGUUAACUUGUGUAGCAUUUCAGCUUCCUAACUUAAAAAUAAUGGAUCCUAUUCAACAAUCAAAAGAAAAGUGGAAGGGCAAAGCCAAAACAAAAUUACAAGGAUGCAAAGUAGAACAAAUAUGGCCACUUUUAGAGGAUUUUUUUGGCCUAGACAAAUGGUUUCCAAGUCUCUCUACAUGCAUUCCUCUUGAAGGAAUAUCAGGUAAACCAGGUUGUAUUCGAUUUUGUGCAGGUUUCAAGACUCCAAUAGAUGAACAUGACAAACAAACUUUGAAUUGGACUAAGCAAAAACUUCUUUCAAUUGAUCCAAUUCAAAGGGUAUUUAGCUAUUCAAUUGUAGAUGGAAAUGUUGGAUUUCAUUCCUAUGUUUCAACUCUUAAGGUUGUGUCAAAAGAUGAAGGUUGUGAGAUUGAGUGGUUAUAUGAAGUUGAACCUGUUGAAGGUUGGAAAUUAGAGUAUCUUGAUUAUUUUAUUAGUUAUGGUUUGGAUGUGAUGGCUCAAAGAAUGCAAGAAGCUUUGAAGACUAUGGAAGAUGCACUUGGAGCUUAAAAUUGAAGUAGUCAUCACUAUAUAAUCACAAAGAUAUGUUGUAAUAAUAUCUUUUAAAUUUUUAUAUUGUUAUCUGGAUUUGAUAGCUCAUAUUGUGUUAGAAUAUUAACGAUUUGAUUUAUGAAUCAAUAGUUAAUAUUAAUUACUUUUAAAGAAGUCAAAUCUCGUGUUUACUCGUUUUUA